AUGUCCUGGAAGUUCCUCAAUGUGUUGAAGGAGAGAACAGGAGUGGAAAGCAUUACUAAAGAACAGGUAAAAGGAAUCAAGGAGCUUGUAAGGAAAGCACACGAGUGGGAUGAGAAAAAGGCCCGGGAGCAUAUGAAUUUGGUACUGAAGAUGCCCGAGGAGGAGUACUCGAAGCUUUGGAAAAUAGACUUAUACUCUAUAAGCGACUGCGAUAAGGAAAAACUCAAGAACCUCGACCAAAAGACGGUGUUCAACAAUAUCAUGUGGCUGUCACGCAACGUAGAGAAAAUAGAUUCAAGUAUGAGGAAGUUUCUUGGAAUGCAUGUCUGGGUGGUAAACUACUGGAUUAAAACGGUUGGGUCGUCAACAGUCCGAAAAUUCCUAAGAGAAAACAACUAUAGUGGAGAGUUUGUGUACUUCCUGUAUAAAUACUUUAAUCUCUAA
Messenger RNA from Encephalitozoon intestinalis ATCC 50506, 444 nucleotides. RefSeq lists its product as uncharacterized. The transcript has a single exon. The record is from RefSeq and is a predicted model, not a curated record. Lineage: Eukaryota; Fungi; Microsporidia; Unikaryonidae. Bases 1 to 444 code for a protein of 147 amino acids.